This is a messenger RNA of Carcharodon carcharias (great white shark), 3221 nucleotides long. RefSeq names its product glucoside xylosyltransferase 2 (gene gxylt2). Gene Ontology annotation, molecular function: UDP-xylosyltransferase activity. Lineage: Eukaryota; Metazoa; Chordata; Chondrichthyes; Lamniformes; Lamnidae. The record is from RefSeq and is a predicted model, not a curated record. Gene Ontology annotation, biological process: protein O-linked glycosylation via N-acetylgalactosamine. The transcript is spliced from 7 exons. Bases 116 to 1414 code for a protein of 432 amino acids.
AGGCAAAAAAAGUAAAAUCUGGAAUUAAUUUCCGACAAAGUAUGAGGAACUUUACGGCAACAAAGUACACAGCAAAUGACGUGGAUGUGGGGAGCGGAUCUUGUGAGCUGACACAAUGAAACUUCACUAUAAUAAAUUGGCUGUAAUCGCUGCCUGCCUGGCUGCUGGCCGCCUGCUCCUCUAUCUGCUUCUGGGCAACUCGGCUGCUGAACCACCGCCGCGAACAGACCAAGGGGCAGCUUUGCAGGUCGCCCAGGGAGUUCAGGGUCGAUUGGUUACUCGCCAGCCGACCGCCUUCCGCUUGCUGCAUCGGCCCAUUUUAAGCCAACAGCCACGUCUCUUCACAAAAAGGCGCAAAAAGCCAGCGAGCGACAGAAUGCUUAAUGAGCCACUGUUUCGCCUCCAUACGUGGCGUGGAGAAGAAUGGAUGCACUUAGCAGUGGUGGCCUGUGGGGAUCGGCUUGAAGAGACAAUGACCAUGUUAAAAUCAGUUAUUCUCUUUAGCUUAAAUAAGAUAAAAUUCCACAUUUUUGCUGAAGAUAUUCUCCAGCCACAAUUUGAAAGCAGUAUAAAAGCUUGGCCAUUUUCAUUCAAGUCACAUGUUGACUAUAACAUCUACCCAAUCACCUUUUCAACAGGGAAACCCCAGGAAUGGAAAAAAUUAUUUAAACCGUGUGCUGCUCAACGCCUCUUUCUUCCAAUGAUUCUGAAAGAUGUUGACUCUCUGCUGUACGUUGACACUGAUGUUCUCUUCCUGAGACCAGUUGAUGAUGUCUGGUAUUUCCUGAAUUUAUUCAACUCCACACAACUUGCAGCCAUGGCCCCAGAACAUGAAAUACCAAGAAUUGGAUGGUACAGUCGGUUUGCCCGGCAUCCUUAUUAUGGAGCAGCUGGAGUCAAUUCAGGAGUCAUGCUAAUGAAUCUGACUCGAAUAAGAAAUCAACUAUUCAAGAACAGUAUGAUUCCAGCUGGACUAAGAUGGGAAGAAUUGUUGUAUCCUUUAUACCAUAAAUACAAAAAUGAUAUCACAUGGGGAGACCAGGAUUUAUUAAACAUAAUCUUUCACGACAACCCAGAAUAUCUGUAUGUGUUCCCUUGUCAGUGGAAUUAUAGACCAGAUCAUUGUAUGUAUGGCAGCAACUGUCGAGGAGCAGAGGACCAGGGAGUUUCGAUUCUCCAUGGGAACCGGGGUGUUUAUCAUGAUGAUAAACAACCUGCCUUCAAAGCUAUGUAUGAGGCUAUACGUGAUUUUCCCUUUGAAGAUAAUUUGUUUCAGUCUCUCUAUUUCCCACUCCAAAACAACUUCUUGAAAACUGUACACACUUUAUGUGGGAGGCUUCCACAAGUAUUCCUUAAACAGAUUGAACAAGCCAUGAGGAAAGUGUAUGAACUACGUGUAAUUCAUGUAGGAUAAGGACUGAAAGUGGAAGAUAUUUUUGUGUGCUGCACUGUAACUCAAAGGAAAUGAUCAGAUUUAUAUUUUCCAAUUUUUUGCCAUACAUUUCUGUUUCUAUUCUAUUAUUGUGCAAGUUUUAUACAGCAAAAGCCACACAUGAUUACUUCUUUUUGAUGCACUUUUUAAUCAUGCAGAAGAGCUGUCCUAUCAUUGGUCUUGGGAUGCAAGGCUGCACAUGUCAUUCGGCUUGCCUUGCACCUUCGUAUGAACCUACACAGUUGGUUAACUGUGAAACCAAAAGGAAUAUAAUGAAUCCAGCCAAUUGCAUUAAUAAGAUCUUGCUGGCACUUAUGUUGCAUUGGAGAACUGCUCUGUGGGUGGUGAUAUCCACACCAUAUUAGGCUGUUGUUGCUAAAUGCAUUAUUCCUCCAGACACUAAGGUUAAAGAAAUAGUGAGCAUUGUGGGCUUUGUGGGCAAUGGUUGGUUUGUAUUUUUGUUUCUCCUUUCUUGUAGAAGCCAACCUUGGGUAUAUAAAAUUUGUCCUAGAACUCCUACUGCAUUGAAAUUUAUUUUUCUUUAUCAAAUAAAUUGUUGUUAUUCAAACCAGUGCACUUGCCACUGCAAAAACAUUCCUUGAGGCAGAUGCUGUGAAGUAUUUACCUGUGCUACUGAAUGUUUCUAACCUCCCUGACCAUCUCAUGGGUAAAGACUGUACCUGAGGUAAAACUAAACUAUACAGACCAGAGAGUUGCAGGUUCAAUUCCUUGUCUGUGCUGAAUCAACUGGAGCACAAUUAGGGCUCUUCAGUUGGCCUCGGUGCCCUUGUAUCUUUUCGGGGAUGGAAGGAAAUAGGGUCCUCUUGAGUCAGACUGGAAACCAAUGACCUGGAUGUUGGAUUAGAGCUGGACUGAUGAUGGCCUCCAUGGUUGAAUAGCUUACAGAUGCAACAUGGUCAGAUAGGGGAGAUACUGUGGAAUUAUACCCCAGCACUUUGAAGAGAGGUAGAAAAUUGCAGGGGAUGGGGAAGGGGAUGGUUAUGUGGUACCAAACAUAUUGAGAUGAUAGUGAACAUUUACAAAAGUUGGAAUUUUUCUUUACUCCAGAAAUGAAAAUUAUGACAAUUGUUCAUAAUCUGAUCUGAAGAAGUAUAAUUCAGCUAGUGUGAAGUUUCCUUUUAACAAUGCAUCAGCAGUUUAGUUUCUGUAAGCAAACCAACUUAGGAGCAUGAGCUUGUGUGAUAAGAUUAUGUCCCAAACUUGAUUCACAAAGAAAAUACAGUUUAGGAGAUUGAAUCCACCAGACAGGCAACUGAAGAUUUUUAGACUUUUUUUUUACCUGAGCAGAUAACUAAAAUUAAACUAGUGGACCAUAUUUGGAAAACAUUUUGAUUUGUUUGGGAUCCUGGAUGUUCUGCAGAAGAUUUUGCUUUUUUGAAAGUGAGGUUUUAAACCUUUGACUUUUUGUACGUAAUUUCUAAUUAUGUAAUGUACUCAAAUUAUUGAAAUAGAGAAUAUCAGUACAGUUCAGAAAACACGAUGAUGUGUGUGGGUAGAAAUGUCAUUCCAGGUCAUUAGAAUCAUCCUGUAGCAUCCAUGAAGAUGGCCAUUUCUUGGGCCAGCUACUCAAAGCACGAUAUAGGCGGUACCUAAAAAAAGCAAUUGUAUAUUUUCCCAAAGACUGCUACCCUAGCAAUGAAUUGGUUCUCAGAACAGUUGUAUUUGAGGUGCAAGUUAAUUUUUUGUAAUGUGAUAUAUAAUCCCCAAUAUUUAUACAUGGCUGUUUUAAAUAUAAGGUAAUAUUUCAUUAAUAAAAAUGUUGCGGUCA